CUUCCUCCUGCCUGAAGAUGUUCUACCAAAUAUGGGCAACUCUACUCUACCUCUAUGGUAUUCUCCUUAACUCCAUCUACCAGUGCCCUGAGUUCAGUCAACUGACAACUCAGGAAGUGGAUGGGAAAGAGUUCCCAGAGCCACACCUCGGCCAGUGGUACUUUAUCGCAGGGGCAGCUCCCACCAAGGAGGAAUUGGCAACUUUUGACACUGUGGACAACAUUGUUUUCAACAUGGCUACAGGCUCUGCUCCCACACAGCUCCAGCUUCGUGCUACCAUCCGCACGAAAAAUGGGCUUUGUGUGCCCCGGAAAUGGGUCUACCACCUGACUGAGGGGAGCACAGAUCUCAGAACUGAAGGGCGCCCAGACAUGAAGACCAAGCUCUUCUCCAGCUCAUGCCCAGGUGGAAUCAUGCUGAAAGAGUCUGGCCAAGGUUAUCAGCGCUUCCUACUCUACAAUCGCUCACCACACCCUCCCGAGAAGUGUGUGGAGGAAUUCCAGUCCCUGACCUCCUGUCUGGACUCCAAGGCCUUCUUACUGACUCCCAGGAAUCAAGAGGCCUGCGAGCUGUCCAGUAACUGACCUGUGGCUUCAUCUGUGCCCCAGAUGGAUAUGGUGGGAGCUGCAGUUGUGCUGCAGGGAGGAGAAGCUGGAGACUCCCAACUUCCUUCCGAGAGUAAUAAAGAUGGUUUUUCAAUUCCCA
Molecule: messenger RNA, 705 nt
Organism: Hyaena hyaena (striped hyena)
Lineage: Eukaryota; Metazoa; Chordata; Mammalia; Carnivora; Hyaenidae
Gene: APOM
Product: apolipoprotein M
Exons: 6
Coding region: 18-584 (188 amino acids)
Biological process (GO): high-density lipoprotein particle remodeling; high-density lipoprotein particle assembly; cholesterol efflux
Cellular component (GO): very-low-density lipoprotein particle; low-density lipoprotein particle; high-density lipoprotein particle
Molecular function (GO): phospholipid binding; lipid carrier activity
Source: RefSeq, a predicted model, not a curated record